Molecule: messenger RNA, 519 nt
Organism: Candidula unifasciata
Lineage: Eukaryota; Metazoa; Mollusca; Gastropoda; Stylommatophora; Geomitridae
Source: the annotation of a GenBank genome assembly
AUGUCGAGCAGAAAGACAAAAGGCAAAACAACCAAGAAGCGCGCUCAGCGUGCAACCUCAAAUGUCUUUGCGAUGUUUGACCAAGCACAGAUACAGGAGUUCAAGGAAGCUUUCAACAUGAUCGAUCAAAACAGAGAUGGGUUUAUUGAUAAGGAAGACUUGCAUGACAUGUUUGCAUCUCUAGGAAAGAACCCAACUGAUGCACUGUUGGAUGAAAUGAUGACAUGCGCCCCUGGUCCCAUAAACUUCACAAUGUUUCUGACAAUGUUUGGAGAAAAACUCAAUGGCACAGAUCCAGAGGAUGUCAUUAGGAAUGCCUUCGCUUGUUUUGAUACAGAGGGAACUGGGAUGAUUCCAGAAGACAUGCUGAGAGAAUUGCUAACAACUAUGGGUGAUAGAUUUACUGAUGAAGAGGUGGAUGAGAUGUACCGUGAAGCUCCUAUCAAGAAUGGCUACUUCAAUUUCUUGGAAUUUAUCAGGACCCUAAAGUACGGCAAACGUGAAGAUGAUGCACAGUAG